Lodderomyces pseudojiufengensis is the source of this 1281-nucleotide messenger RNA. RefSeq names its product ECM331. The record is from RefSeq and is a predicted model, not a curated record. Bases 1 to 1281 code for a protein of 426 amino acids. NCBI's taxonomy places the organism in Eukaryota, Fungi, Ascomycota, Pichiomycetes, Serinales, Debaryomycetaceae. Gene Ontology annotation, cellular component: fungal-type cell wall; plasma membrane. Gene Ontology annotation, biological process: fungal-type cell wall organization. The transcript has a single exon.
AUGAAAUUAUUCAAUUCAAUUCUUUUAACUGGUUUAAUAUCAGCAAUUGGUAUAAAUGCAACCACUACGACCACUUCAACAACUGCUAAUACUUCAACUUCAACAACAUCAACAUCAAAUAACUCAUGUUCAUUUUCAUCAACAACAAUUAGUGCACUUACUGCAGUUGAACAAGUUAAUUCAUGUCCAACAUUAGAUGGAACAAUUUUAAUUACAGGAAAUGAAAUUUCAGAAAUAAAUUUAAAUUCAAUAAAUCAAUUAAAUGCAAAUUUAACAAUUUAUAAUUCAAGUACAAUUAAUACAAUAAAUUUAAAUUCAAUAGAAAAUAUAACAGGUUCAUUAAAUUUUAAUAAUUUAACUCAAUUAAGAACUAUAAAUUUAAAUUUAAUUGAAAUGGCUCAAGAUUUACAAUUUAUUUCAUUACCAAAUUUUGAAAAUUUAAAUUUAAAUUCAGAUGUUUUAAAAGCUGGUAGAAUUAUUUUAUCAAAUACUGCUUUAAGUAAUCUUAAUGGUUUAGCAUUAUUUGAUUCAAUUGAAUAUAUUAAUAUAAAUAAUAAUAAAAAUAUGUCACAAUUAAAUUUUGAAAAUUUAAAAAAUGUUUCAGAUUCUUUAAUUUUAAGUUUUAAUCAUAAUAAUGCUCAAGUUAAUUUAAAUAAUUUAGAUUGGUGUUCAAAUUUAACUAUUCAAGAUGUUUCAAAUUUUCAAGCAAAUAAUUUAACUUUUAUUAAUGGAAGUUUACAAUUUAGUUAUAAUUCAUUUGAUAGUUUAAAUGUUUCAAGUUUAACAAAUAUUGGUUCAUCAUUACAAAUUUUUGCAAAUGAUGAAUUAGAAAAUUUAGCAUUUGGUUCAUUAACAAGUAUAGGAGGUGAAUUAAGAUUUUUUAAUAAUUCAGAAUUAUCACAAUUAAAUCAAACAUUUACUGCUUUACAAAGAAUUGAUGGUGCAGUAUCAAUAAAUGGUAAUAUUGAUUCUUUUAAUUUACCAAAUUUACAAAGAAUAAGAGGUGAUUUUCAAUUAAAUUCUACAUCUGAAGAUUUCAAUUGUGAUGAAUUUAAUGAUUAUCAUGAAAAUGGUGAUAUUGAAGGUAAUAAUUAUAUAUGUUCUUAUCCAAGUGGUUCAUUAAUUGUUACUGAAGGUUCAACUAGUAGUUUUUCUGCAACUGAUGGUAGUAGUGAAACUACAUCAACUGAUGGUAAUAGAUCUUCUGGUGUUGAAAAAUUAUUUAUACCAAAUUUUGCAGUUGUUUUAGUUGGAAUUUGUUUAGGUUUCUUGAUGUUAUAA